Messenger RNA from Diachasma alloeum, 2420 nucleotides. It is a transcript of the gene AkhR, whose product is annotated as gonadotropin-releasing hormone II receptor. The record is from RefSeq and is a predicted model, not a curated record. Gene Ontology annotation, cellular component: membrane. NCBI's taxonomy places the organism in Eukaryota, Metazoa, Arthropoda, Insecta, Hymenoptera, Braconidae. The transcript has 8 exons. Gene Ontology annotation, biological process: G protein-coupled receptor signaling pathway. The coding region runs from base 737 to 2017 and encodes 426 amino acids. Gene Ontology annotation, molecular function: peptide binding; vasopressin receptor activity; adipokinetic hormone receptor activity.
UCUGCCAGUCAAUCUGUCAUGUCUAGAUCGAUCGAAUUUAAACACCUAGGGUUAACGUGAAUCACCGAUUCGCGAUGAUGAAUAAAAAAUAAGAAAUAUUAAUUUAACGUUUUAAUGCAUCAGUGACGUACGGGAAAAAUGAGAAAACAAAUAGUGCGUGUGUCUACCCGGUCUCUUAUUUGUUCCAUCAGUGCAGCAUAGAUUACCAAUCGCGUAUGAGACUUCAGAGGAAAAUUAUCGUGAAAUAAUUUCGCAUGAAAGCGUAGAAUUAUUGAAUGAAAUCGACGAAUCAAUGAACAAAUAAAAAAUGAAAAUAAGAAUUGAAUUUUUUACUUGAUAAAAAAGUCGCCGGAAAUUUUUUUGCUAGUGUUUAAUUUUUUUAUUUGCGAUUUUUCAUUUUUGUCGCGGGAUUUUUUCAAUGUGAAUUAAAAAUAUGUUUGGUGAUUUUUUUUAUUUUUUUAGUGGUUUUCGGUUCUGUUGAGGGGCUUUAGGGUUUUGGAUGUGAAAUAGAAAUAUGAAAUCCCGAUGGAAUUCUAUAGAUUACUUUUACCUCGGAUUCUGAAGUGAGUGAAAUGUAAUUAGAUCCGGGGGUGAGAGUCCAAGUUCCUCGUGCUUGUGAUUUAUUUUUCUUUUGAAAUAAAAGUUUUGAAGGUUUUUUCUUUAACUCGCCGGAAAUUUUCACGUCAGAUAUCCGGAUAUACAGGACAUACAGGAGUUUUCGCCAAGUUGGCAUUUCAUGUCAACGAUGGAGGAAACAGAGGCUGCCCUCACCAAAACGUCAUUCGGAAUGAACGAAACUGACGUGGAAGAACUCCCCAUUGACAUGCGGUUCAACGAGGGUCACGUAGUGAGCAUCAUCACCUACAGUGUCUUGAUGGUCAUCUCGAUAAUUGGAAACAGUACAGUUCUCUCCCUGAUCCUCCAGAGGAGGAGAUCAAAUCGUUCCAGGAUCAAUACAAUGCUGAUGCACCUGGCGGUGGCAGAUUUGUUGGUGGCAGUUCUCAUGAUGCCGUUGGAGAUCGGCUGGGCAGCGACGGUGUCCUGGAGAGCUGGAGACGCCAUGUGCCGGAUCAUGGCGUUCUUCCGGAUCUUCGGGAUUUAUUUGUCUUCAUUCAUCCUCGUUUGCAUCAGUGUUGACAGGUAUUACGCGGUUCUGAAGCCCCUGCAGUUGAUGGACGUUGACAGAAGAGGAAAAAUAAUGCUCGUCGGGGCUUGGAUGGGGUCGAUACUUUGUUCAGCACCUCAGAUGAUAAUUUUCCACGUAGAGGCACACCCCAACCACACCUGGUACGAGCAAUGCAUCACCCUCCACUCAUUUCCAACAGGUGGUCAUGAGCUCACGUACUCUCUCUUCGGAAUGAUCAUGAUGUACUGUUUCCCAUUGACAGUCAUAAUCUUCACGUACUCAAGUAUUCUCCUCGAGAUCUACAGGAAGUCCCGUGAGUCAGUGCACGACAGAAUACGGAGGUCGUCGUUGGGCUUUCUGGGGAGGGCUAAGAUAAGGACACUCAAGAUGACCAUCAUUAUUGUCCUCGUUUUCUUCGUCUGCUGGACACCUUACUACAUCAUGUGUAUUUGGUAUUGGUUCGACCCUAAAAGUGCAAAAACCGUGGAUCAGCGCGUUCAAAGGGCCCUCUUUCUCUUCGCCUGCACCAACUCCUGCAUGAACCCCAUCGUCUACGGUGCCUUCAACAUCCGGGGAAACACAAAAAAUUCAACGUCCCAGCGUGGUGGAACACUCGGCAAGAAGACAUCAAUAGAGAAUGUCGUCUGUCGUGUGUCGUGGAAACGUCCUGACACUGGCUCACGGGAGCCGAGUCUACCCAAUCAGGACACACCCGACACUGACGUGUCCCUCGAUAUUGCCAAUCAACUGUCACACACCAUCAGGAAAAAUCAUGACAGUAAGGACGAUCAACAUCCCAGACUCUUCAUUAAGUUUCGAUUAUUUCGUUAUCACCCCAUAUCGUGGCAAUGGAUCAUUUGGAAAUUCAGAAAUAAAUUCUACAUUACGUGAAAUAAUAAAUUCCACUACUUAUUAUUCAUUUUGUUUUUUAUCAAUCGAUGAUAAAAAAUUAAUCAGCUAAUUCAUCAAUUACUCUCUAGAUUAUUUAUUAAGAGGUAGAAAAUGUUCUAGUUUCCGAAACAUCUUGUUUUUUAUCAAUUUUAUUAAUUUAAUUAGGUUGCGCAGAUUUUUUUAAUGGAUAUUAAUCAUCGAGGAAAAUUCAUUGAGUGUUGUUUCAUUCACUUUAUUCCAAGAACUGUUCAUGUUUUGGAUUCAUUGAUGAUGACAAAUUAAUCUUUUAAUUCAUUAAUUAUUCUCUAGAUUAUUUACUAAGAUGUAGACAAUGUUUUAGUUUCCAAAUCAUUUUGUUUUUUAAUUUUACCAUUUAAUUAUGUUCUGUAGAUUUUUUAAUUGA